Macroventuria anomochaeta is the source of this 5570-nucleotide messenger RNA. Its product is annotated as ras GEF. The record is from RefSeq and is a predicted model, not a curated record. Gene Ontology annotation, molecular function: guanyl-nucleotide exchange factor activity. Gene Ontology annotation, biological process: positive regulation of GTPase activity; Ras protein signal transduction. The transcript has 2 exons. Lineage: Eukaryota; Fungi; Ascomycota; Dothideomycetes; Pleosporales; Didymellaceae. Gene Ontology annotation, cellular component: plasma membrane. The coding region runs from base 146 to 5233 and encodes 1695 amino acids.
GCUCUCCCCUCUUGCCGCUUCGUACUCAUCAUUAAGGAUGUUGCAAUGUGCGCACGUCGCCUGGUGAUGCUCCGCCCACGUUUCGCUUCCCGCUGACGGAGAUCUUGCCGCGGUAUUGCUGCGCGCUGAAGCAGGGCAUGGAAGGAUGGCGGUACUGCAACCAAAUGCCUACCCAGGCUCCCCUGCAGCUGGAGCCGGGCAGCGCGAUCUGCUCGCCGGAGCGCAAAACACAGACACGGCACCACGACGCGCUGAUGACCAGCGCUGCCUGCGACGAGUGAAUGACUCGAAAGAGCAGCUGAAGAGGAGGACGCGGGCACGCGGUACGAGCAACGGCACAAUCGACACCUCGACGAGCAACUCGACUUCGGCCGGGCGUUCAUACACUGUCGCGAACGUGCAUAACGGCGUAAUUUACCUCAGACCUGUAGUGCGCGCUGGGAAUCAGCGCAAUCGUCCUCAGCCAGACCCGUUCGUCUUUCCACCUUCGACGCCCCCAGAUAGCGCAACACUCGGCUCGGACCUGCGUCCAACAAGCAAUGAAUGGGAGCAAAGCCUCUACGGCUCGAGGACACCGCGCUCCGAACCCACCCCGCCGCUGCCGCUCAACCUGAUCACAGAAUAUGAGGCUAGACAGCAGGCGCACGCAGAACAACCCUCCACCUCACGACCUAUCGCCCACGCCCGCUCGCACUCUUUCUCAACUGUCGACGAUCACACUGUCACCCCAGCGACCACCGAGCCUGGAACAUUCAAAGUGGUCAUCGAAAGACCUCCAUUUGGUGGGCGACCCAAGACGGCUGAUACAUCUUCGUUGCUCCUGCUGCAGGUCCCAAUUCCUCAUUACCGUCUUGGGACGCCACGCUUCAGUACGAGAGGCACUGCGGAUUUACGCAGCUCGACCUACACCCGCACAUCAGGCACCGAAGAGUUCAGAAACUCACUUUUGACCCCACAGCGUGUGGGUUCACACUCGUUUCUGUCGUCACGCCCACAGUCAGACGCAUUCUCGCCUGUUCCUGCCAGAUACCGUGCGACUAUGGACCGACCGCCUCUCCCUGCGUCGGCACCGUCUUCCUCUCGUGUCUCACACUCUCCCAUUGAACCGCGGCUGUACGAUGCCCUGACCAUCAACCCUGAUGAUAGGGCUGUGGUGAGGUUCUCCCCUUCUGGCGAGAUCCUUGCAGCUACCCCUUCACGACUCGUUGCGCACAUCACUUCCCCGAGUUUCCUGGACUACGAACUGCUGUCGGACUUCUUUCUCACGUUCCGUGCCUUCCUGAGCACUAGAGAUCUGGUCGCUUAUCUCAUUGCACGAUUGAGAUGGGCGGUUGACAGACAGGAUGAUUUUGGUCGCAUUGUACGAGUGCGAACGUUCGUGGCCCUUCGUCACUGGAUCUUGAACUACUUUGUGGACGACUUUGUGACAUCCCAUAACCUGCGAACGUACUUCUGCAACUUGGUCAAUGGUCUCUACCGAGACCUGAAGGCUCGCGCGGAUGGAGGUGCCGGCGAUGUGAAGAUUGUGGGCGAGCUGAAGAAGUGCUGGCGGAGGACUUGUGUCUUGUAUUGGGAGACCGAAGAUGGCCUGGGCAAAGACUUCGCAGAUGAAGAGCUGCUUCCUGGCGGGUUUGUCGAGUUACCGGCGACAUAUGAAGAGCCAGAGCUACCCGCGGCGACACCAGCCACCCCACGGCAAGUAGACCGCGAUACAAAAGAGACCAUGGGAUCAAAUCCGAGCGACCAAUUCGCCAGCCGCCAUAUGGAAUGGGCACAGAAGGCUCGUCACACGCCUCAGAAUUCCUUGAGUUUGCCGUACGUACCCUCAAAUGAAGGCGGGACUGUUCAGGUACCACUGUCGCCGGAGAGUGAAGGGAGCAUGCACAUCCUGUCUUGUUCCCUUCCACGACGUGGCUUCAUGAAAAGUGAGCAAGCCAUGAACCUACCUCUUUAUCCCCAUCCAGUACCACACCCUCCCGCGGCGCCCGCCCGUUUAGCGGCAAGCCCACAACAGCCAGCGUCGAACAAGAAGAACACCCGUCUGUCACACAUUCACAAUCGUACCGGCAGCUUCUCCGACGCUCUGAGAGAUAGCAGAGCUCCUCUAUCAAUCCCAAAGAACGCCUCGGUAGAUGUGACCAUCUCUGCGGUAACAAGCAUGCCUGGUAGUCUUGUGCGCGGUGGUCUCUUCCAGCCGAGCUCGCCUUACAUUGAGCUCAAGAGCACCAGUCUGCGCCAUACCCGAACACGCAGUGAAACAGACGGUGAUGAUAUGUAUGCAGAUGAUGUGCAGCUCCGUCCGGGCCAUGCGAACAGUCCAGGGAUGAAAAAAAUAAUCGGAAGCGUACGUCGCGCCCUAAGUAUCAAACAAUCACCUCACGGAAGCCCGCAUUUAGGAGCACACGUUCACCAACGAAUGGCACCUUCCAUACGCUCCUCAAACCCAGGCACAAUGACCACAAUGUCAGGAGGAGUUCGCAAACAACGCACAAUUCGAACAAAGCCAGAAAUACGAAUCGAUGCUUUAGCCUCCAGGGUCACCGAGAGCUUCAAGGAAGCCGUCGAAGAGCAGUUGAGAAACGAAGACCAGCGACGAGAGAGCAGUGUCGAGCCUCCUGAUCUGGGCGGAUUUGAAUUCGAGUUCGAGAACCGUAACACUUCCUCCACCGGCGACGAUGCACAGGCUCCUAGGAAUCCAGACCCUCGAGUGUACAGCAAUAUCACCACAGGCAGCAAGUCGAUCCUCAUCAUCGACGACACUGGGCCACCUCCAUUGCCUAUGAUGUCAGGAGCUUUGCCACCUGCUGCGUUAGAGAAGCCGAGACUUUCAAGCACGCCGCCAAAAGCCCUUCAACGCAAUCCAUCAAUUGCUCAACGACUUGCUGAAGGCGACAUGGUCGUUGUGCGCCAUUCUGAUCUAUACAAGGAUCCUACUCCUAAAGUCUCAAUCGAGGAACGACGUUUGUCUCGUCCUUUAACGCAACAGUCUCGAGCCCCGCAAAGGCGGUCUAUGUCAGAGGGCAGGGAGCAGCUGCAUUCGUUCCAGCGGCGAGGCUCAACGAGGAAGUCCAUGGCUCGAACUUCAUUACGGCGACAUGCAUCAUACAACAGUGUUUUGAGUCGUCGCCGUCAAGGUCCCGAGAGCGUGGCUACGUUCAUGACAAUGUCGUCUGAUAACGACCCUUUUUUCCUAGAGCGUCAAGCACCUCAACCUAGCGGCCCUGGCCGCAUGCUUCGUCGAAAACCGGGAGGGGAUCUGCGUGCUGCUGGUAACAUCCAAGAUCUUGAUACGAACCCACGUCCACACUCCACUGGAUCAGUCUCCAACCGCACUCACUCGAUUGCAAACUCGGUCAUUCUGCGAUCGGACCGCUACGUCGUCCCAGAGCCGGAUGCAAGUCAACCGACCGAAGCAGUUGAUGAAACAGUCAUUGAGAAAAAGACCAUAUCCUUGGUUGACACACAUUCCUCGCAGCCCAAUUUGAGGCCUUCCUUUGAAGCUGAAGUCGCGAAGCUUGCAGCAUUGCCAGAUGAUACAGACGACGAAGGCGGAGUCGAGGCAGCGCUGAUGAAGCUUGAAGGUCGAUAUGAGAAGAAGUCUCCACGAGAGUCCUCCGUACGAGCCUCUGUUGUCCAGCCAGAAGUCUACCAACCUACUGGAGCACCUGGUGAACUUGUCAUCCCACCAUAUGUGCCAAAGCAUUCUGAGGAGCACGGCGGAACCGAUGAUAGCCUUCAUCGACCGCUCGCCACUCCCGGUGCAGAAGGUCAGGAAAUGUUUCAUCUGUCUGGAGAGAACUUCAAUCGCCGCGUGCCCCCUGUUGUUAGCACAGCUGCAGAAUCAGAGGACUCUUACUCCUCAGUACCGCUCCUUGACCGCGGUCUCAGCGACGUCAUGGCCGGUGGGUGUACGCAGACUUUCGAUACUAUGAGAUCGUCGGCCAAGCCUUCACCUCUGCAGCUGACUGAGAAUACAACAGCCCAAACAACAGCGCCUGCGACCAAACCCUCCUCUCCGGACUCGUCACUCGAGUAUGUGGUCGAGACGGACAGUAUGAAGAGGAUUCCGAAUGGCGGUACUCUUCCAUCCUCUUCGAUCAUACGUCAAUCAUUUCUUCUCAACGAAGAUGAGGAUCUGAGCGACUUAGCUUCUACGACAACCGGCGCCAGGUCGGACGAGAUGUCACACGGUGUACGCAGCUUCUUUGAGGAUGAGCCGGCAGUGAUGGACCACACGUCAGACAAUCUUCCUACACACCCAAUGCGUCACCCUCCUACGCCGCCUUCCACGGCAGACCACCUGAAGGAAGCUGCCCCAUUAACGACCUGGGAUCGAGAUUUACCUACGCCAGGCUUGACACCUACUGCAUCUCGACCUGAUCAGUUCAACCAAAAUACCUCUGAUCAACACAUCAAGUUACAAGAGUCGCCGCACCUCGGACAGCCAAUUAAGACUGCUCACCUACCAUUCGUCAUGGCUUACGAUGCAGAGCUACUCGCGCAGCAAUUCACAGUCGUGGAAAAAGACGCCCUGGACGAGAUCGACUGGAAGGAGCUUAUUGAACUUCGCUGGAAGCAGUCGUCACCUCAAAUUCGCGACUGGGUACAUUAUCUUCGUACACAAGAGGCGCGCGGUGUCGAUGUCGUGAUCGCUCGUUUCAACCUAGUAGUAAAGUGGGUUGUAUCUGAGUGCGUUCUCACCGAGAACAUCGAAGAGCGAGCUCGCUGCAUCGUCAAGUACAUCCACAUUGCAUCGCACGCACGUAGGCUCAGGAACUACGCCACUAUGUACCAAAUUGCCAUCGCGCUAAUAUCCAACGAUAUCUCUCGACUUCACAAGACUUGGGCCCUCGUGCCCCUGGCUGAGAAGCAGACAAUGAGGGAGCUCGAAGCGCUUGUCCAGCCACUGCGGAACUUCCACAACCUCCGCCUAGAGAUGGAGACAGCCACUGUAGAGGAUGGCUGCAUCCCAUUCAUCGGCAUCUACACGCGCGAUCUGAUCUACAAUGCACAAAAGCCAGCCUUCAUCGACGCACCGCCUGUGGACGGCGAACGACUUGUGAACUUCGAGCGACACCACACAGCAGCCACAAUUGUCAAGAACCUCCUGCGUCUUCUCGAAGCCAGCUCCAAAUACAACUUCAGAGUCGAUCCCGACCUGAUCAGCAGAUGUCUCUGGCUCGCUGCGCUCAGCGAUGACGAACUCGCCAAGCGCAGCCGCCAAUGUGAAUAACUUUCAUAGCACAUAUACCUUUCCUACUGUCUCACCAUUUCCUUGUCAAUACCCACUCGGAUCCUUCUGGCGUCCGAUACGAGUUACGACCCGCAUCUGCAGCACAUUUUCUGCGCAUAUACACCUGAUAUUAUCCCUACUUUCUUUUAAACUAUUAGAUCUAAGAGCUCACGCUUGCAGAUAAUCAACUGCUCAGCAGUAUUUUCCUAUGUACGAUGGAGGGUAAUGUGCACACGUUGUGCACGUGUACAGCCUAGGAAGCAUGGAGGUUUGACGAAGACGCGUCUGUAGCGUUUCAUUGUUGCUGUACAUACAAGACGAGCGUAUUGAGAUGGCC